CGCGGCAGGGUACGGGGCGCUUCGUAGUCAAGACUGCAUGUCAGUAAUCAGUCGGCUUGUCGGUGCCGGUCGGGGUACUUGUUCGUGGUUCUGUGCGCCUAGUAUGAAAACAUGGCCGGCAGGAUGCUAAAGUUUAUACGCGGGAAGGGCCAGCAGCCCUCUGCUGAGAGGCAGAAACUGCAAAAUGAACUGUUUGCCUUUCGCAAGACAGUCCAACACGGCUUUCCACACAGAGCGUCAGCGCUCGCUUGGGACCCUUUACUGAGGUUGUCAGCGCUCGGCACAGCUACUGGUGCCCUCAAAGUGUACGGCCGACCUGGCGUCGAGCUGUAUGGCCAACACACCAACCCUGACUCCGCAGUCACACAGAUACAUUUUAUACCCGGUACUGGUCGGUUAAUAUCACUUUGCGACGACAACAGUCUACACUUAUGGGAGAUAAACGAGAAAUCCCUUGUGGAGCUCAAAUCCCAUGCAUUCGAAGGCAAAAACAAGAAGAUCUCUGCGUUAUGCGUGGAAUCUUCAGGCAAGAACCUCCUUAUGGGUACAGAGGGAGGAAACCUGUACACCCUCGAUUGCAACGCCUUCACGAUCAACGAAGAUGUUAUUUACCAAGAUGUUGUUAUGCAAAACUGCCCCGAAGACUUCAAGCUGAACCCUGGUGCUGUAGAAGCAGUAUGUGAACAUCCUAAGGUUCCGAGUCGAAUUCUCAUCGGCUACAACAGAGGACUGGUAGUGCUCUGGGACCGCGUCACGUCCACGCCCACUCAUACUAUCGUGUGUAACCAACAAUUGGAAAGCUUGUGCUGGAAUGAUGAAGGAGAACACUUCACAUCAUCACACAACGACGGCUCGUACGUCACAUGGGAGGUCGCGAGUACGGCCAGUGAUAGACCGCUAAAGGAACCAGUUACGCCAUAUGGACCCUACCCCUGCAAGUCCAUUACUAAGAUUCUUAACAGAACUAGUGUGGAUGGCGAAGAGAUCACCAUAUAUGCAGGUGGCAUGCCAAGAUCACCUUAUUCAGACAAAUAUACAGUCACAGUACAGCAGGGAGAAAAACAUGUUGCGUUCGAUUUUACGAGCCGUGUAAUCGAUUUGUUCACAACAACGCCCGUCCCACCCGACGGGGUGCCGCUGCAAGAAGAAAGACCAGACACGCCCGCUCAGAUACAGAUGCAAACCGUCAACCAAGUUGCAGCUGCUUUGGUAGUGUUAGUUGAAGAAGAACUUGUGGUCAUUGACCUUUGUGACGAGAAAUGGCGUCCUCUGCGGUUGCCGUACUUAGUGUCGGUGCACGCAUGCGCAGUCACCACCGCGACAUUGGUUGACAAUGUUGCUGAUAAUGUCUACGACAAUAUUGUUGCUGCAGGCAACAAGCAAACCGAGAAUGUAUACUCGGAGAGCCCGUGGCCGAUCUCCGGCGGUAUCGUGGAGAGUCCGGAGCCGUCGGAGCGGCAGAUACUGCUGACAGGCCACGAGGACGGCUCCGUGCGCUUCUGGGACGUCACCGGCGUGGUUAUGACUCCGCUCUAUAAAUACACCACUGCUACGCUUUUCAGUGGUGAAGAAAUAGGCGAGAACAAUGACAGCCAGAACGAUGAAGAGGAAUGGCCGCCCUUCCGCAGGAUCGGUACCUUUGACCCUUACAGCGACGAUCCAAGGCUCGCCGUCAAACGAGUUCUGCUGUGCCCCUUAUCCGGUAUGCUGACCAUUGGCGGAGCGGCCGGCCACAUCGUGAUCGCAAGCUUGAAGACAUCGCCCAGUACUGCGGAAGUGAAGUCAAUUCCUGUGAACAUCGUGUCAGAUCGCGACGGGUUCGUGUGGAAGGGGCACGACCAACUGACGCUGCGUUCCGGUGCUCUCACAUUCCCUGCAGGCUAUCAGGCCAGCGCAGUAGGCCAGCUAUCGCCGCCGGCGGCAGUGACGGCACUCGCGGCGCAGUGGGAGUGGGGUGUAGUGUGCGUGGGUACCGCCCACGGCUUAGCGCUGCUCGACGCGCUGCGCGUGGCGCCCAUCACUCACAAGUGCACGCUCAACCCACACGAUCAUUCCGGUGCUGGCGAUACGCCGAUUUCAAGAAGAAAAUCCUUCAAAAAGUCCCUCAGGGAAUCGUUCAGAAGACUGCGGAAGGGCAGAUCACAACGGCGUCAAACCACCACUUCAGCUAGUCCCACGUCACCAACACAACCAGCCAAAAGAGUAGUGGAGAAAAUAAGUGAAGCAGAUGCAGAGGUGAAGCCCGUAGAACGCGCCGUGGAGGCGAGACCGACGGACGAUGCGUUCGGCUCGAUGGUCCGGUGCCUUUACUUCGCCAGAACCUUCCUUAUCAGCACACAAACAUCGACGCCGACGUUAUGGGCGGGCACGAACAAUGGAACCGUAUAUGCGUUCACGAUAAACGUUCCCAACACCAACAAACGGAAAGAAGAUCCGGUGACGUGUCAACUAGCGAAGGAAAUCCAACUUAAACACCGAGCGCCCGUAAUAGGCAUCACAGUACUGGACGGCGCCGCUGUUCCCCUGCCAGACCCGUUGGAGGUUGAACGCGGCGUGUCUCCACUGCCAGAGAGCGGCACGCACCGCGUAGUGAUCACAUCAGAGGAGCAGUUCAAAGUGUUCACUCUGCCGGCGCUCAAGCCGCACCACAAGUACAAGCUGACUGCGCACGAGGGUGCUAGGGUGCGACGCACAGCGUUCGCGUGGUUCGAAUGCGGCGGAAACGGCGCGGAAAGACAUCGGGAAUGGUGCUUGCUCUGUCUCACGAAUCUGGGAGACUGCCUCGUGCUGUCACCCGACUUGCGUCGGCAGCUCAACGCGGCUGCCGUGCGCAAGGAGGACAUCAAUGGCAUUUCAAGCCUGUGCUUCUCGAAACGUGGCGAAGCUCUCUACUUACACUCAUCUUCAGAACUGCAGAGGAUUACACUUUCUGCUACCAAGGUGACCAUUGCUCAAUGCCACGUGCUGCUGUCGCCGUGGGCGGCGGCGCUGCGCGGCGCGCGCGACGACGCGCCGCUCACCAACGGAGAACACAGAGAAGAGCCGGCUGUAGCGGAAGCCGUGCAUGAUGUGACAGCAGCAUCGGGCGACAUCACCGUGGACUCUGUGCGCGACCACGCGGCCGAGGCGCCCGAACUAAACAUUAACCUGCAGAACUCGCAAGUAAACACAAGUUCGAUGGUGGUGAAGACGACGACGCGGACGACCGUGAACGAGAGCAGCGCGGACGGCGGCACCACCACUACCACCACCACCACCACCAACAAUGUCGCCUCGGACAACACGGACGAACCAAUAGAAACCCAACCGAAACACAAGCGGGCGUCACGCGCGGCGGAGAAGAGCGUGCGCUGGUAUUCAUAGUGCGGUCUGCCACAGACGGGCACCGUGACGGUGCCGGCCGGAACCGACCCCAAGCUGAUCCUCGAGAUGUUUGACCGCCAGCGCUCGCCGCUCGCCGUGCCCGUGCCGCCCGCCGAGUCCUAGCCUGCACGCCGUGCCCACCCCGCCGCGGCGAUGUCGCCGGUAUUACCCGUAGCAUAACUCGCGCAAUGAUAGUUGAGGCGAAAACGCUACUCACACAUGCGUACUAUCUUAACAGGUUGCCGCAACAUGUCGUAGUAGCAUAAUAUUCUUUUACUCAUCGAGAAAAACCUUUUUUUUAACAAAGUGAGCAUUUGUGUGGAUAAAGCCAGCCUAAUAGUACCCAACUCCCAGAAGGGUUCCGAAUUUUACAGUUAUGUGUUCAUCAGUUUAUAACUACAAUUGCCCAACUACUCAUUCUAUUCUGAUGAAGUGUCGUUAGCUUUCCCUUGGCAUCUCUAUGAAUGAAAAAUUCAAUAUGGCGGAUAACAGAAAAGUAUGACACGAAAAACAAUAUACUUGAGGUAAAUGGAUCGAGGUUGUAUCAUAAAAAAUAAUUUAGAUUCCGAAAAAUAUAUUAAAAUAUAUGUUAUAAUAAAAUAUAAACUGUUGCUCUGUGAUGGAGUUUUUGAGAAGAUUAGUCGGGUUUUCGUUUUUGAACUUUUUUUCAAUAAUCACUGGCUCACUGUGUUUACUUUUUUGUGCUGUUUUAAAUUUAAUUUUGUUUUUUUUUAAUUGGUAAAUAUGCAAGACAUAUCGAGUAUUUCAGUUCUGCGUAUACGCAAUGUAUAUAUGCGUGUGCGCACGUUUAAUACGAAUACUUAUGUACGGCAACUUUUCACGUGUUUUUUAUUGGACUCGACUUUCAUUGUGAGAGUUACAGGUAUAUCUUUUAUAUCUACUUCACACCGAUAUGACAUUAUUGUAAACUUUAGUGACCCACAUAUUUUAAAUGUAAUGUCGUUUUUCUACGCUCCACGAAGCUAGGUCUAGAUUUUGUACAGUAUCGAAAUUGUAUAAUCACAAUGCAUCAAUGUACUGUUUCUAAAUGUAAUUGUCUUCAACUUACAGUAUACUAACAGUAUACAAUAUACCUUCAUAAGGGUGCCUGUCAACUGGCGCGGAGAGAGGUGUAGAUGUCUUCAGUGGAACAAUCAGAUUAUUGAUGGCACGUUAAAAUUAUAUCACUUCAAUGUUUGCCGAACAAUACUCCAGUGGAUAGGCAACCUAAAAGUGCGUUUAAACCAAUCUGGAUAUAAAUGAUAUUUUUUAUGUUAUCAAAAUUUAAAGGUUCCGGUCAUGUAAGCUAACUUAAUAUCUAGCCGAUUUAGAACGCAAGUUCUACUGAAAAGGCCCUACAGGAAUCUGCAAUUACUAGUUCCGCGUCAGUUGAAACCCGCCCUGAAGCCUGAUUCCUCCAACGCUUAUGUUGGUGGCGCGUCCAACCGAAUAAAAUAAAACAGACAAAAGAAACUACUAACAGCUAACGCUGCCAGAGUCGCAGUGUUUUUUUAAUCUGAUAUUUCAAAGGUGACCUAUAUGCUAGCCGCAUCGUUACAAACUAAGUUAAAAGCAAACUAUAGUUAAAUCUAAAACUAUACCAAUUUGAGAGAAUCACUAACAAAUUCAUACCCUUUGAUUGUCGAAAUGUUUUAGCACACAAUGAGUAUUCAUACGCGCAACCGACAUCAGCGAAGGAGGAAUUUAGACCUAUUGUAAAGAAUAACUAAUUGGUUCUGUCAGUCAUAACUUCAUCUAAGAUCGAUUUGACGUUUAGGCAGAGUUGCGUACGUAAAGCAGAUUUAUAGAUGCGUAGGUACAUUGACUUUGCUCAAACUUGAGUUUCAGUUAAAACGAGACAGGUUUAUCCUAGAGAUAUAAUGCUGUCUCGUUUCAAUUGUGUCAUAAGUCUGAGCAAAGUCAAAGCUCACUCUAUAGGUCUCAACUUAAGGGUAUAAUAUAUACUAUUGUGACGAAUUUCUUUAAACUGUGUUCAAUAUAAGUGAGUGAAACUUUGUUAGUUAGAAUACGUGCAUUAUGUUUCCGCUAUGUUUACUUUGCCAUACUAAGGUCCUUGACAGAUGGUCAAAAAAUUAGCGUUCUUACAGUAAUACUGCAUCGUCCUUUCUAGUUAUACUGACUUAUUUGAAAAUAUAUCAACAACAAGCAAUUUAACAUUUUGUAUAUUUAAUCUGUAUUUCUAAGGCCCGCUAUUUUAUAAGAACUAAAUAAAUGCAUUUUAUA
Messenger RNA from Maniola jurtina (meadow brown), 5607 nucleotides. It is a transcript of the gene l(2)gl, whose product is annotated as lethal(2) giant larvae protein. The coding region runs from base 112 to 3363 and encodes 1083 amino acids. Gene Ontology annotation, biological process: regulation of protein secretion; regulation of Notch signaling pathway; regulation of establishment or maintenance of cell polarity. The transcript is spliced from 25 exons. Gene Ontology annotation, cellular component: plasma membrane; cortical actin cytoskeleton; cytoplasm. The record is from RefSeq and is a predicted model, not a curated record. Gene Ontology annotation, molecular function: myosin II binding; syntaxin binding; GTPase activator activity. NCBI's taxonomy places the organism in Eukaryota, Metazoa, Arthropoda, Insecta, Lepidoptera, Nymphalidae.